This is a messenger RNA of Coregonus sp. 'balchen', 8480 nucleotides long. The record is from the annotation of a GenBank genome assembly. Lineage: Eukaryota; Metazoa; Chordata; Actinopteri; Salmoniformes; Salmonidae.
UACGAAAUGCUCUGAGACCACGUUCAAUUCUGAGAAGCACCUGUCAAUUGCCUAGUGCACAUUAUCUAAUUGGACAAGGAUUUGGCAAACUAUGGAAUUAAGUUGUCAAAGAACAAUGUUUCAAACUUGUGAGUUGAGGUUUGGCGUUGGUUCUGUCGUCUCCGAUGUGGUAGCCUAAACAUCAAUGGAUACAUCAAUUUGGAAUACAAGUCCCUAUUGUCGCGUGUUUCAGGAUAAACAAUGCUAGUACUACUAUUGAGAUUACUGUGCUUUUCACUUUGUAGCGAGGUUGUUUUCACUCACAUACACGGGGAGAAGACAAAGACACAUUUUACUCCUAGACAUGAGUAUGCCGUCGCUAACGGGAAUGUACACAAAACCAAUAGUAGCCAGAGCUGGCACUCCGCGUAUGGCAGAGUUGUCAACGAAAUGGACAGUAAAAGGGUGCAUACCUCAACUGCAUCGUCUUGGGAUGUGGUUAGGUCAUGGGUGGAUAAAAGGAAUGGGACUUCAUUUAAUAUGAAAAGAGUUAUGAAUGAAAGAACAAUAGUGCGCAAAAGCAAUUCGUCAAAUGGAACCGAAUAUGUUACGUUACUCGAGGAUGAAGAGUCAGAGAGGCGCAAGGUGGAAAAGUUGGACACAGAGAAGCAUGCAACCAUGGAAACGCGGGAUGGUGUAUAUGGUCAUUUAACCCCCUCCAUGAGACAUAAGCGAGGAGGACACCACCAUAACGAGCACAAACGGAUCUGCAGACACAAAAGAGGGACUAUAGGCCGUCGGAGAAGAAAUGUGAAGGAUGGCAGUAAAACAGAGAACAAAAUAAGUGAGCCAACCAUUCUGUCAGAUGCGUCUUUGGAUGCACUGCUGACCAUGUGGGAACCGCUGCCUAAACCUAUGGCCCAGAACCAGUCAACAGACUUGCCAUUUGAUGCCAGUGAUUAUGAACAGUUCACUUUGCCAGACCUCCAAGACUAUACCCCACUAAUUCCUCUCAAUCCUCAAACAAAGAGAAAAUAUGUCAAAAACCCCUUUUACCCCAUAACAGCAGAAUCAUAUGGGGCAUAUGCGAUCAUGAUCAUUUCAGUCAUAAUUUUCACUGUUGGAAUAAUUGGGAAUAUAGCAAUCAUGUGCAUUGUGUGCCACAACUACUACAUGAGAAGUAUUUCAAAUUCUCUUCUUGCCAAUCUCGCCCUUUGGGAUUUUGUUAUCAUCUUUUUCUGCCUGCCGAUGGUGAUAUUCCAUGAACUGACCAAGAAUUGGCUGUUGGGGGAGUUCUCCUGUAAAAUCAUCCCCUAUAUUGAGGUAAUGUCCACAAGCUAUUGUGUUACUUGAGUGAGUGUUAUGAUUGGGUGUUGAAGUGGGGUCCCUGUUCAAAGUCUGCUGUCAAUAACUCUCUCUUCCUUGUCACAUCUACAUUCUAUUCUGCUUGGUAUGUACUUCAUACAACAUGCAAUGAUCUGUGCGCAAUUGUGUGCACAGCCUGGUCUCAUAAACUAGACAUAACAUAGUAAAUGUAAAUCUGACACAGCAUUUAGAAUAUGUUACAUUUGGUAUGGUUACAUAAAACAGAAGGUUGCUUAAGGUAAAAAAUAAAGGAGGGUGAUUGGUUGGGCGUAUAAGGCGAAGAUCUAGCAACCCAAAGGUUGCGUGUUCAAAUCUUAUCAUGGACAAUUUGAGCUAAUUAGCUACUUUUAACCACUUACUACAUUUGAGCUACUUUGCAACUAGAAUGUUAGCUAACCCUUCCCCUUCCCCUAACCGUAACACUUAACACAGGUAGCCUAGCGGUUAAGAGCGUUGGGCCAGUAACCGAAAGGUUGCUGCUUCGAAUUCCUGAGCCAACUAGGUGAAAAAUCUGUCGAUGUGCCCUUGAGCAAGGCACUUCAUCCUAAUUGCUCCUGUAAGUCGCUCUGAAUAAGAGUGUCUGCUAAAUGACAAAACAUUUUAAAACACUUUUAGCUAACCCUAACCUUAACCCUUUAACCUAGCUCUUAACCCUAACCCCUAGCCUACCUAACAUUAGCCAUCUAGCUAACGUUAGCAUUAGCCACCUAGCUAACGUUAGCCACAACCAAUUAGAAUUCGUAACAUAUCAUAUGUUCAUAAAUUCGUAACAUAUUGUACAUUUUGCAAAUUCGUAACACAUCAAAUAAAUUGUAAUUCGUAACAUACCAUAAAAAAUUGAUGAUGGACAUCUACAAAUUAAUACAUACCGUACCAAACGUAUCAUAUCAUACUAAAUGGAGUGUUCGGAUUUACGUACAGAACAAUACAAAAUGCUCUGAGACCAGGUUGGUGUGCAGUGUACCAGGUUUAGAUUACUUGUUCUCCAAUGUCACCUCAACCUGUUGUUUCAAACUCUUAGUUGAGCUGUCACUGGCUAGAUACAGAAGUAAAUGCCCCUAAAGCAACUUAUGCUCAGAGAUAGGGUUACAGUCCUACUUUCCCUACAGUCUAAACAAUGAGGCAGUGGUCUGAAACUCACUAGGCCUCAGUAAUUACUGCACAGACCCACACCUAUUAUUGCAUCAGUUUACCAUGUCUGUUUCAGCCGUAAGGCAGCUCUUUUGUCAGUCAUCUAUUGUAAAAGAUACAAUGGUCAAAUUAGGUGAUGAGGGAUCACAUAGACAUUGUGCAGAGCCUCUAAAAUAACAUGUUUUACAGAGUUAAACAAAUCUAAACACACAGUACAGUAUAUAUAUAUUGUAGCCAUAGCAUAGGUAACUAAAGGGUCUGUAUUAGCACACUUGUUACUACAUACUGCAUGUCACAUGUGAUUUGAAUGCUGCAGGACGAUAUUAUGAAGAGAAAAGUCUGUUAUUGACCCUAGGAUCUAUUUAGACAGGGAACAGUUUGUACACAGUUUGUACACAGUUUACAGGCGUCAUCGACAGGUCCUAGAGAGAAACUUUUGUUCCAAUCCAGCACUAACAUACCUGUUUCAAAUAAUCAACCAAUCAUGGUCUUUCAUCUAGAUCACAAUAAGCUAAAUCAGGUGUGUUAGUACUGGGCUGGAACAAAAGCCUACACACCCACUAGCUCUCCAGGAUCGGAGUUGGAGAAGCCUGAGUAAGAGGAUUCAAUGAAGAUGCAUUGUGCCGCUUUCUACAUUAAGGAUUAAUCUGGCAGCCCAGGAGUUCUGCUGAUAGAACUGAGCCGCUUUUCUCACAGGAUAUCCACCUUUCAAAAAAACAACAUUAGUUGGUUAUAUCACCUGCUGUCUAAAUGGAACCCAGCCAGACGCAGGUGCAGCUAGGGACAACACCCUAGAUCAAGGUUCCCCAACUGGCGGCCAGCAUGCAGAAUUUGGUCCGUGGGUGGUUUUAUUUGCCUCCCCCCCCAGCUUUCUGAGCAAAAUAAUAAUAAGGUUUUUUGUUUUUUUUGGGACAUAAAAUAAUGUCAAUACACCAGGAAAUCAGCUCCAAGUGAUUUUAAUUUAAGAAAUAUGUUCCUAAGGAUUCUCACACAUAAUAGAGAGACACGUGAUAGUAUACAAAUGUAAGCAAGGUUUAAAACUGUUAUGUUUUAUUCAAACAUUAUAUCUGUAUGGGCUUCUUGCAGUCAAUUUGUAGUCUACAAAUUAUUUGUAAUUAUGUUCCGGCCCCCUGACCAUCCGCUCAAGAAAAACAUCUGCCCUCGGCUGAAUCUAGUUGAUGAUCCCUGCUCUAGAUCUUAUGCAUUCCAAGAACUUGGAACACCUUAUACAAUUUGCAAAACAAACUGUGAUUGAGGUCACAGCAUUAAAACUAUGCACCUCAACAACUAUGCAUUUUCUUGGUGAAAGUAGCUUUGUUUGGAAUAAACGCAGAUGUGAAGAGAUUGGAUGAGUAUAAUCAACACAUUGACGGACCCACCUUGUCCUUGAUAGGCUAGGUGCAAUUUUCCCUAUGGUUUACACCUAUCCAAUCCUUUCAGAUCUCCACGAGUGCAAAACCCUAGGGCUGGGUGUACCUGUCUCUGUGUUUUAUGCAGUCCAAUCCUCUACUCUUCUACAGACCUCUUUGACUUAAUCUCCUGCCUUUUACCAGUCAGUCUGUUCUCACAGUUGCGGAAAUGUACUUCAUGUAAGAUGGAUGAAUGUUGCAAGGGUUCACUAUCGUACUGUGGGUCCUGAGUGCCUUUCAUGGGAAAUGUGUGAAUUAUUUACCCGGAGAAGGAAGCACACUCCUUUUAGAAGAGGAAAUCAUCUAGAUUAAAAAGCUUCUAUGGGUAGCUAAAUUCAUCUGUCCGGGCGUACAUAUUGUACAUAAUGACAACAAGACAGAUAAACCACCACACAAAGACCCAAACAAUCCAAAUGAGUGACGCUGUAUAAAGUGUCUGUAAACUGCUUAGUGACAGUGUUUGUAAGUCCAAUUCUAUGCCAAACAUUUAGAUUUUACAUUUUAGCAGACACUCUUAUGGAGAAAGACUUACAGGAGCAAUUAGGGUUAAGUGCCUUGCCCAAGGGCACAUUGACAGAUUUUUCACCUAGUCGGCCCGGGGAUUCAAACCAGUAAACCUUUCGGUUACUGGCCCAAUGGCCUUAACCGCUAGGCUACCUGUCGCCUUGUAGGCCAUUUUAAAACCACAGUCCCAGACCUAGCACUUGAAGUCUCUUUGAGUUGCCUGCCUCCAUGGUAAAAACAUUGAAUGGAUAGCGGUAGCGGCAUCCUAGUUAUGCUAAGCGACUUGGUAAUCAAGCAUUUAAUGGAGCGUAAUUACAGAAACAGUGGGGACAUUAAUUCUAAUGGCUCCUGUGGCAACUGAAGUACCUUCAGUCACAUGAAAAUGUGUCAUUAUGGACACAGAGGUGACAGAGGUUAGUUACACGAGGCCUGCCCGCCACUAUUGACAUACAGUAGCCCUGGGGGAAAGCUGUCAUGUUGACGAUGAUGGCCAGUGGCAAGUGUUUGGCUGAAAGUGCUUAGUCUUGACAAUACAGUGAAGCGACAUGAAGCAACAACAAAUGACCAAGACCCUCAGCUUAACGCUUUACACAUGUGGGAAUUGGCCUAUAUGGAUAGGGCUAAAUUGUAAUGUUUCUUACAGAAGAAGGAGGAAAUGCAUAAGCAUGGUAGGCGGCAGGUAGCUUAGUGGUUAAGAGCAUUGUGCCAGUAACCGAAAGGUCGCUGGUUCUAAUCCCCGAGCCGACUAGGUAAAAAAUCUGUCGAUGUGCCCUUGAGCAAGGCACUUAACCCUAAUUGCACAUGUAAGUCGCUCUGGAUAAGAGCGUCAGCUAAAGGAAAAAAAAAAUAAAUAAUAAUAAAAUAAAAAAUUGGUAGCAAUUGAAAGGGAACCGUUUGGAGAUGAUGGGAAAAUUAUUAGACCAAAGUUGAGGACACAAGACUGAAUCCAAACAUUCCACUGUUGAUUUUAUAUGCCAUUUACAUUUAUGGUACUUUUCACCGCAUUUGUUGAUAACGAAAUCUGGAAAUACUCUGUAUACAUUCAGUAACAUGAUAGGAAUAUUCCUGGAAAAUGUGGGGUAGGUGCAACAUAAGACAAAUAAAUGACAAGGAUUUAAGUGAGAGGUCUAACGGGUGUCUCCAAGUGGCCACACACCUCUCCAAAGUGUGCACUGUUCCUAAGUAAUUUCAAUGAUCUUUUAUGACUCAAAGAAAAGUCUUCAACUAUAAGGUGCUUUUCUUUAGCUCUCCUAGCUGUGCCGUUGAGGAACGAGCAAGCACACUUGUAGUUGUUUUGUUUUGAACACAGCGCUGCAUCCCCGCCAUCACACAAUUACUGUUGUUGUUUACGCAAUCCAAAAACACUCACUCACAAUCAUUUGAAAGCUUGUUAUAUUGCCAACAUGACUAGUUAAGUUAUAAACUAUGAUCGUACAGUGUUAGGCUUUCAGAAGGCAAUUCAGAGAAACAGAUCGUAAUUUUGGUGGGCAUACUGUAGAAAGGAGUCAUGAGUGCAUUCAGGUGCGUGUUCUGCAGAGAAUUUUCUUCACAAUAGACAAACAAAGGCUCAUUCUGUUCAGAACAACCCAGGGUAUGACGCCAUGUCAUCUUGUAACUGUACAUUUAACAUAGUGAUCAUAAACAUUGACAUGACAUGAGUUUUAUGACAUGGAAAUGUGAAGUGCACAUUUGAACUUAGGGUGUCUGGCUUGCUUGUAUGACAUCAAAGCGGUAUUUAUUAUAAUCAUCAACGUCUCAGCUUUCAAAGUACAUAGAGCCCUCUUAAUUUACAGCAUUUCCCUCACUCAGACAAUUUUUCUUUUUCACAACAGUUGACCAAUUAGAGGGAGGGAUGGGGUCAACUUCUUGUCACAUAGGGGUGCUCAAAUUAAGAACAGCUGUCAGUCAAAACCCAUACAGCGCUGUGAAUUGCACAGCCUGAGCUCUGACGUAAUUUAUAGCAUUUUCCUGUACAGCCACUGCAUUCCAAUUGAAAUGCUUAUCAGUGCCCAAAUCUGCAAUUACAUACAAAUGGUGCUGUAUGUGAAGUGCAACAGAUCUCUCUCGUUCUCUCUCUCGCUCUCUCUCUCUGAGGCCAGAAGGACCAGACAGAUCAAAGCCUGCCUCUGUACGUCUGACAGUACUCAUGGCUUCUCUGGCUCAGGCACUGGCUCCUGUGUUUAUAGCUUCCUCGGCCAAGGCCCCUAAGGAGGCAGUCACAAUGAUCAAGCCUAGCAACAAAACAACAUAACACUACUACACGCUGUAGAAGACAACACUGAACUUAACACUCAAUGUUAAAUGCACAUUUGUCUCUGAGUUCUGUGUGUAUUAGCGUGUAAGAUUUGGGUGAAAAAGCAACCCCAUUUGCAGCAUUUUUGUGGUUGUAUUAUGAUAGCAAAAAAUUUUGAGCAUAGUGAAGUUCUGGGUGUAGGGAUAGAGAUAUUGCAUUGAGAUAUUAAUCUCCAUGCCUCAUGGUCUGCAGUUUCUAUUCAUGUUAUUUAAUCAUGAAUAUGAGCUGGCUCUCUUGCCAAGUCCAUAACUCGAUCAGGCUAAGAAAUUAGAAAACAGCAUACUGUAACCAUCGAGGACUAGAAUUGGGCUCCCUUGCGCACAGCACGAUAUACUGUGCACCUUCUUUAUCACGUUACAAAGUCAUCAAUAUUAUAAGUUGUUGCUCUAAAAAUAAAUGUGAGUCUAAAGAUCACCCUUUUGGCAUCCACCUGUAGUCUCCCCACUCUUUAAAACAGUAUCACUCAUAACACAUUACUCAUGGCUACUUUCAAACAUCUCAGUAUGGGAAAUUAGGAUCUAGUGUGCGAUGAAGGACGGAAAAAUCUGUUUGUCAUUUAUUAAAACAAGUGUGGACCUUCGAGUUCUCUAUUAACAGAGCUGUCAAAACAUAACCUCUUUAUGGAUGACUUCUCUCCCUCUCUCUAAACCUGUUGAUGUCUAGAUUACUGUGCUGUACCAUUGUCAUUCGAAAAUUGUUCCAAGCGGUCUUUAAAACACGGAUGGUUUACAGUGGACACAUUCUUUUGAUCUUUUCAGAGAGCAACAUGGCUCUGGGGCCUUGGUAUUUUAUCCAGACUUCCCAAGGUGCAUUACAAUAAGGAGAAGUAUCUGGAGACUGGAUACAUUUUCUAUACUUGUUUCUCAAUCAAUUGUUAAUGUGGAGUAAUAACACAUCAACUGGAUAGUAUCUUACCUUCUCCUCCCUGAUCUUUGUCCUUCCAGGUCGCCUCCCUCGGGGUUACCACCUUUACCUUGUGUGCCUUGUGCAUCGACCGCUUCCGCGCUGCCAGCAACGUCCAGAUGUACUACGAGAUGAUUGAGAACUGUGCCUCCACAGCCGCCAAGCUGGCCGUUAUCUGGAUCGGGGCUCUCCUAUUGGCCCUGCCAGAGCUCCUGAUUCGCCAGUUGGUCACUGAAGAUGGCUCGCCUCCGGAUGUGACGCCCUGCCAGCGCUGCGUGGUUCGUAUCUCCACCGAGCUCCCCGACACGCUCUACAUGCUGGGCCUGACCUAUGAUGGUGCUCGCCUCUGGUGGUACUUUGGCUGCUACUUCUGCCUGCCCACGCUGUUCACCAUCGGCAGCUCCCUGGUGACCGCCCGUAAGAUCCGUCAGGCCGAGCGGGCCUGUGUGCGCAGCAACAAGAAGCAGAUCCACCUGGAGAGCCAGAUGAACUGCACGGUUGUGGCGUUGGCCAUCCUCUAUGGCUUCUGCAUCAUCCCUGAGAACAUCUGCAACAUCGUCACCAUCUACAUGGCGGCAGGGGUGCCCAGACGGACCCUGGACAUUCUCCACCUGGUCAGCCAGCUGGUGUUGUUCUGUAAGUCGGCGGUGACACCCGUCCUGCUGUUCUGCUUGUGCCAGCCCUUCAGCCGGGCCUUCCUGGACUGCUGCUGCUGCUGCUGUGAUGAGUGUGGCCCGCCCAGGUCUUCCACCACCGCCACCACCAGCGAAGAGAACGAGCACGAGUGCAACCACCACCGACCUGGAGCUUUCGCCCUUCAGCACCAUCCACAGGGAGGCAUCCUCCUCCUACACCACUGCAGGGACCCACUGCUAAGAAGUGUCAAAAGGUCAUGA